Messenger RNA from Gopherus flavomarginatus (Mexican gopher tortoise), 2050 nucleotides. RefSeq names its product neuropeptide Y receptor Y5 (gene NPY5R). The record is from RefSeq and is a predicted model, not a curated record. Bases 262 to 1599 code for a protein of 445 amino acids. The transcript is spliced from 2 exons. Gene Ontology annotation, molecular function: neuropeptide binding; neuropeptide Y receptor activity. Gene Ontology annotation, biological process: G protein-coupled receptor signaling pathway. NCBI's taxonomy places the organism in Eukaryota, Metazoa, Chordata, Testudines, Testudinidae. Gene Ontology annotation, cellular component: neuron projection; plasma membrane.
UCGCCGCCCGCCAGCAGCGCGGAGGAGAGGACCUGGGCCACGGUCGCUACAGGGGCUCGGAUGCCGGGUCCGCUUCUCCGCAGCUCGCCCCUUCUCCUGGGCCAGGCUCUUCCCGGCAGCGCCGGCCACUAGCGCUCCGGAGCAGGGUCCCUCCACCGCGCAGCGACCGCCCCCUGCUGCCAGGCGCCGGGAGAGAGAGGAGCCGGGCCUCGCCCUCCCCGCGGGCGCUGCGGGCAGAGGCUCAGGCGGCAGGACUGUAAUAUGGAUUUAGAACUCAAAGACUAUAACACAACGCUUACUAAGGAGAACAGCUCUGCUACUAUCAAGAGUUCUGAUUUUUCUGCCUGGGAAAACUAUAAGAGCAGCGUAGAUGACUUACAGUACUUUCUGAUUGGCCUGUACACAUUUAUAAGUCUUGCUGGCUUCAUGGGAAAUCUACUUAUACUGAUGGCUCUAAUAAAACGCAAGCAGAACACAAUAAUAAAUAUUCUCAUUGGAAACCUAGCCUUUUCUGACAUUUUAGUUGUGCUGUUUUGUUCGCCUUUUACAUUAACAUCUGUCCUGCUCGAUCAGUGGAUGUUUGGAGCAAUCAUGUGCCAUGUUAUGCCCUUCCUCCAAUGUGUGUCAGUUCUGGUUUCAACUUUAAUGUUAAUCUCUAUUGCUGUUGUCAGAUACCGCAUGAUAAAAAAUCCCCUUUCUAGUAAUUUAACAGCAAAACAUGGCUAUUUCUUAAUAGCAACUAUCUGGGCUCUUGGUUGUACAAUUUGCUCCCCUCUGCCAGUUUUCCACAAAAUUGUAGAUCUCCAUGAAACCCUUAAUUUAGAGACACUGAACAGCAGGCAUUUGUGUAUUGAAUCAUGGCCAUCUGAUUCAUAUAGAAUUGCAUUUACUAUUUCUUUAUUACUCAUGCAGUAUAUAUUGCCGUUGGUUUGUUUAACUGUAAGUCAUACCAGCAUCUGCAGGAGUGUAAAUUCCAGAUUGUCAAACAAGGAAAACAAAUUUGAAGAAAAUGAGAUGAUAAACCUAACACUUCAUCCACCCAAGAGUUGCAGAUCUCAGGUGCAACUCUCCAGCAGUUCUAGAUGUAGCUAUAAGUUUGUCAGACAACACAGAAAAAGGUAUAGCAAAAAGACUGCCAGUGUGAUGCCAGCUAUUUUACGGGGUCAUCUGGAUAAUAAUUCUGGAGAACUGCUAGAAACGUCUGGUACAGAAAGAAGCCAGCUCUCUUCAUCCAGUAAGUUCAUACCAGGGGUACCAAUCUGCUUUGAGAUGAAACCAGAAGAAAAUUCAGAGAUGCAAGACAUGAUUACAGUAUCCCGAUCCAUCACUCGAAUUAAGACAAGAUCUCGGAGGGUUUUCUGCAGACUGACAGUACUGAUCUUAGUUUUUGCUGUCAGUUGGAUGCCUCUUCACCUUUUCCAUGUUGUCACUGAUUUUAAUGCCAAUCUUAUUUCUAAUAGGCAUUUUAAAUUAGUAUACUGCAUAUGUCACUUACUGGGUAUGAUGUCCUGCUGCCUGAACCCCAUCUUAUAUGGGUUCCUUAACAAUGGCAUAAAAGCUGAUUUGAUGUCUCUUAUUCCAUGCUACCAAAUAUCAUGAUUUUAAAAGCUCUACAAUAAAAUAUAAAACAAACAAUGUUAUGCCUAUAAGCAUACUGAAGUAUAAAAUAUCUUUUAUUCAGUUUUAGGUGUGAAUCAGUUGUUAGCAAUGAUUAGCAGCUUUAGGUGUGAAUGGUUAGUUCUAGGUUUGAAUGGUUUGUACAUGCCUCUUAUGUACAGCGGAAAUAUACAGAUACAUUGUAAUAUUAGUCUUUUGUUUAUCUAUUGUAUGGAGGAAAUCAUGUGUAGUGUACAAAACCAUAUUAUCAUUUUAUUAGUUCAAUCAAAUGUUUCAACUGUACCUUACAAAUAUCUGAACUCUAAAUUCACAAUUCAUGUACAAAAUGAGUCCAUUCAUCUCAGUAUCAAUAUCACGAGGCUAUAAUCAGCAAAUUAUUAUUGCUAAAUAAUGUUUAAUUGAAUCAGACUAUUUUGACCACUUCUUAAAAUAA